Messenger RNA from Nerophis lumbriciformis (worm pipefish), 4268 nucleotides. RefSeq lists its product as uncharacterized. NCBI's taxonomy places the organism in Eukaryota, Metazoa, Chordata, Actinopteri, Syngnathiformes, Syngnathidae. The record is from RefSeq and is a predicted model, not a curated record. Gene Ontology annotation, cellular component: nucleus. Gene Ontology annotation, molecular function: DNA-binding transcription activator activity, RNA polymerase II-specific; RNA polymerase II cis-regulatory region sequence-specific DNA binding. Gene Ontology annotation, biological process: regulation of transcription by RNA polymerase II.
CUGUUGGAGCCAAAUUUCCUUAUUUGUUUAUAUUGUUUUUAUUUUGUUUUCUCUAAUUGAUUGCUGGCCUCUGUUCAUGCUGAAUUUCCUUUUCGGCAGAUUGCUCCGCCCACUUCCUCUUGAGAACCAGGAAGUGUUGACAGGGAUGGGACCGUUGCUAUGGUGCGGUUGCCAUGGUAACCACAUUUAAUUGGGUUCAGGUGGGAGCACUGGGGGGUAGAUUGCAUGGAGAACACAAACAGUUUUCGACCGUGCCGUGCGUGGUCAGGUCUCGCUGCUGUGACAAUUCAAGUACUGGACAUUGAAUCUUUUGCACGCGUCAAACUAAGUCAACACAGUCGCCCUCAGUAUCAGCCUAAAGACUCCACCAAGAAGAAGCAAAAGAAGAGGGUGAGGACGGCCGAAGCGAAGAAAAGGAAAAGAGACUUGGACCGAGUGAGAGACCGGACGAGAGUCAACAUUGGACACGCAUUUACAGGCUGGAGACAACUGCGAGAAGAUGUUGGAUGCAAGACAGACGAGGAGCUGGCCUUCGUGCUUCUGGACUCGUAUCAGAAGGUGACUCAAAGAACAUCCGAGGAAUGUCCAUUGCAGACCACAAACCAGGAAUUAAAAGACUAUGUUUGUGAACUCCAGAUGUCUAUUAUGCAGAGGACCACUGCAUCUGCCGCUAUCGAGCCGUUAUCAAUGUUUGCAGACUCGAGGUUACUUGGGCCUCUUUCAGAGGAAACCAUAAAGUCAGAACUGGUUGAUGAGCGCAGCAUUGACAAGCAUCUUCCGGAAACGUCCAAGGAGCCGGAAGAAAACCACAACCAUUGUCCAAUCCGAGAGUCAAAGUGGACAUUAGCUGAGGAGGAGAAGAGUCUCCAUAUAGAAUCAGUUUGUGAGUGUGAGGAAGAGAUCAGCAUGCUUUCUCCUAUAAAAGAUGAACUGGAAGAAGAUGGUGGCAAUUGUCACGGGGAGCCUUACGCUUGUCCACACUGUGGCAUUAAGUUGGAAAACGAGGACCUUUUGAAAACCCACCAGUGCUCUGAGGAUGAAUCGUCCGACUCUGAGUCUGACUCUGACUCUGACAUGUCACCUUUUGAUGACAUCACAGAGGAGCAAGGCAGCGAUUCAGACUACAUGCCAGGCACUUGUGUUUGGGAUCAGAAGGAGACAAAAAUAUCAUCAGAGAAUUAUCCUUUGCAGACCAGGAAGGCAGAGAAUACCUCUUAUGACACUGAGCCUGACUAUGAUGAGCACCUUCAGGAUACGUCGAUGGAGGAUCCCAAACCAAACCAGCUGCGGCCCAGGGCCAAGAAGGUCGUCGACUGUCCAACCUGUGGCAGAGUGUUCCCUCAUAACACUGCCCUCAAACGCCAUCUUGUCAUCCACACGGGGAGCAGGCCUUUCAAGUGCUUCAUAUGUGGAAGAGGCUUCACGCAGAGUGGGAACCUCAAAACACACAUGAAGGUUCACAAAGGAGAGUCAAACUGGACGUUAGCGGAGGAGAAGAGUCCCACUACAGAAUCGCCCUCAGUCACAAAUCAUGUGUGUGGAGAGUGUGGAAUGAACUUCCCCCUAAAAGAUCAACUUGAAGAGCACCGCAGCAGUCACAAAAAGCCUCACGCUUGUCCAAUCUGCGGCAAGCCGUUCAAAAACAUAGAGUCGUUAAAAAUCCACAGCCGUAUUCACACCACGAACUCGCCGUUCGCCUGCUCCGAGUGCGGAAAAACUUUCAUCUCGUCGUGCAGCCUCAAACGACACGAGUUGGCCCACCGCGGGGAAAAGAACUACCACUGCGAGCAGUGCGGCAAGGCCUUCCUGUAUGCCUCCUACCUCGCAGUGCACCUCAAAACUCACAGCGGAGAACGCCCUCACCUGUGUGCAAUCUGCGGGAAAAGUUACACACGAGCCGAGACACUUAAAGUGCACCUGAGGGUUCACACCGGAGAGAAACCCUACACCUGCGAAAUAUGUGGGAAAUCUUUUUAUUACUUUCAAGGCUACAGAUCGCAUAGAAUGAUUCACGACAAGAAGCCAAAACCUCCAACAAAGCCAUUGGGGAGACCUAAACAACAAACUGUGGUAUAAUUCGCCAUGUCAUCCUGCAAAUGUUAUUUCUUGGAAGAAAAACACUCUGUGUUCAUCUGUGCUACUAAUGUACUAUCUGAACGCUGAGCUGAAUAUGAAGUACCGAUUCACUUGCUGCUAUUCUGUUUAUAAGAAUUGAUUGAAAAUACAUUUCUUGUCCUUUUUCACCUUGUUGAACACGUUUCAGUGUUGUAAUUUAUAUCAACUUGAUUUAGACAUUAGGACGGCGUGGCGAAGUUGGUAGAGUGGCCGUGUCAGCAAUCGGAGUGUUGCUGGUUACUGGGGUUCAAUCCCCACCUUCUACCAUCCUAGUCACGUCCGUUGUGUCCUUGGGCAAGACACUUCACCCCUUGCUCCUGAUGGCUGCUGGUUAGCGCCUUGCAUGGCAGCUCCCGCCAUCAGUGUGUGAAUGUGUGUGUGAAUGGGUGAAUGUGGUAAUACUGUCAAAGCGCUUUGAGUACCUUGAAGGUAGAAAAGCGCUAUACAAGUAUAACCCAUUUAUCAUUUAUUUAUUUAUUUAGAGGAAUGCUUCAAAAUAAUGCCAGAAUGUGUCUUGUUCGAUUGUUGACUGGUUUUCAGAGUAAUUAAAAGUUGUCAGAACCUUCUUCAAACUCGAAGACAUUGCGCCAGUGACCAUGUUUGAAUCAAUCUAAGUCUGAUUGUUUUUCCAGACUGAUUUGUUUCACAUACUCGAGCCACAGGCUCUGUAAGUCUUUAACACUGUUUGGUGUUAUUUGGGUUCACACAGGGUAAUAGCUGUAAGUACUAUUUCAAUAUUGUACAUAGUACACUUGCAUAGGUGUCAAACUCGUUUUUAUUGAGGGCCAUCUCACAAUUAUGGCUGCGCUUGUAACCGUAAAUAAUGUCAAUGUAAAGAUUUGCUUCAUGAUAUUGUUAUACAAUUGCCUAUGUGUUUGGUUAUGAAGUGAAUGGGAAUUAUAUUUAUAUAGCGCUUUUCUCUAGUGGCUCAAAGCGCUUUCACAUAGUGAAACACAAUAUCUAAGUUACAUUUAAACCAGUGUGGGUGGCACUGGGAGCAGGUGGGUAAAGUGUCUUGCCCAAGGACACAACGGCAGUGACUAGGAUAGCGGAAGCGGGGUUCGAACCUGGAACCCUCAAAUUGCUGGCACGGCCACUCCUAUAUCACCCCACCAUCGUUAUGCUUUUUACCUACACUGUAAACUUUUUAUUUUAUUUUAGAAUAACAUUUUGGGGUUAGUGCAUCUGCCUCACAAUACGAAGGUCCUGAGUAGUCUUGGGUUCAAUCCCGGGCUCGGCAUUUUUCUGUGUGGAGUUUGCAUGUUCUCCCCGUGACUGCGUGGGUUCCCUCCAGGUACUCCGGCUUCCUCCCACUUCCAAAGACAUGCACCUGGGGAUAAGUUGAUUGGCAACACUAAAUUGGCCCUAGUGUGUGAAUGUUGUCUGUCUAUCUGUGUUGUCCCUGCGAUGAGGUGGCGACUUGUCCAGGAUGUACCCCGCCUUCCACCCGAUUGUAGCUGAGAUAGGCUCCAGCGCCCCCCAUGACCCCAAAAGGAAUAAGCGGUAGAAAAUGGAUGGAUGGAUGGAUUUUGGCAACUGAGCUGCCUUUUUGAUUUAACCCUAAAAUAUACGGUUGUUGUUUUUGGAGUGUAUUUCUGUUUAGUUUUUUUUUACGGUAAUAUUCUGAUGACUCAGCUGACAGUUGUUACCGUUAAAUCUGUUGUCUUUGUCACUGUACAAUUUCAUGGAUAACUAUAUAAAUCAUAAGUCAAACAGAUAUUUAAGUAUUUUAACAUUUUAAAAUGUAUGAUAGUAUAUUUGUAUUAAUAUUUUAAGUUUACAUGGUAUGCAACUGCAGGCAGUGCAUGUAUUUUUUGUGUCAAAAUAGACAUAAACAAAGUAUUUAUUGACGCAUGUUAUUUCCAGGCUUUGGCGGGUCAUUUAAAAUGAUGUGUUGGGUUAGAUUGGCCCCCGGGCCUUGAGUUUGACAUCUGUGGUGCACAGUAUUGACAGUCAAUAAUUAAACAUUUUGGGGCUGAUUGUAUAAGCAUGAACUAUUUGUGAAUCUUUAAAAGCAGUGCUUCUCAAAAAGUGUGGUGGGGCCCCAGGGAACAUGCUUUAUCAGUAUGCAGUACGGAAACGCUGUGCACUGCAAAGUGUGCCCAUUGUAGCCAUUAAUACCGACUCCCACAUUUGUAUUGAUUAAAAAAAAU